AUGGAGGUGCUGCGUCCAUGGUCAACUGGCUUGAUCAGGCUCAGCGAAGACUGCCUCUAUCUCAACGUGUGGACUGCGGUGGCCCGCUGGGCGGACGAGACGGUGCCGCUUCUCGUCUGGAUCCACGGCGGCGGCUUCACGAGCGGCUCCGCUUCCUACGACAACUACUCGGCCGCCGUCUUAGCCGUCCGAAGUGGAUGCGUCGUCGCGUCAAUCAACUACCGGCUAGGAAUCCUAGGAUUCCUCAACGCGGACACGCCGGAAGCUCCGGGCAACGUGGGGCUCAUGGACCAGCGGUUGGCGCUUCUCUGGCUGCGUCGCAACGCCCGCGCGUUUGGUGCCGACCCGGCGGCGAUCACGGUGUUCGGACACAGCGCUGGCGGCAUGAGCGUCCACAGCCACAUGCUGUCUCCGCUGGGGAGGGGCCUCUUCCGCAGGGCGGUCAUGAUGAGCGGCAACAUGGCGGCCCGGGACUUCUUCGAGUCGGUGCAGGAGAGCGUGGCCAAGGGAGAUGCCGUGGCCGCGCUCGUAGGCUGUGCGCACGCCCAGACAACGCUGGCCAGCCGGCCCGACGACGUGCUCGCCUGCCUCCGAACCAAGCCCUCGGGGGAGCUCGUCCGGGCCGCGGCCAGGGCAGUCUCGCCCAAGGUAUUCCCUUUCCUGCCGACGUUCCACACGGACUACCUGCCCAGAAUGCCAGUGGCGGCCAUUAAGAAAGGAUUUGUGGCCCACGUGGACGUCCUCGUGGGCGUCACCGCAAACGAAGGCUCAACGGCAUUUGCCAUCAGGAUGAGAGCUGACUUGCAGGCCGAACGGCUCACAUCAGUGCCGGAGGCGGCACUGCGGGCUUCGUUGCACGAUGUUGUUCGUGCCUGGACAAAGCGAGAGAAGCCUGCAAUGCUCGACAUUUACGAGAGGCAAGCCGCCGACAAGGAAUCGCUUCGGGAGCAAUACGUGGCUUACCUCUCGGACAGGUUGUUCGUGUGUCCGACACACUUUGUGGCCGAGCACCACUCUGCCAGGAACAACACUGUGUACUUUUACGUCUUUUCGUACCGUUCACGAAGGGAACCUCCCUCCUGGAUUGGCGUUGGUCACAGCAUGGAACUGCCUUACUUUUUUGGACGCCCACUCUUCAAUAGAGACGGUUUCGCAGAGCAAGGAGCAGAUAUCAGUGAAGCCGUCAUGAAGAUGCUGUCAACGUUCGCACAAACAGGGUAA
Molecule: messenger RNA, 1221 nt
Organism: Dermacentor silvarum
Lineage: Eukaryota; Metazoa; Arthropoda; Arachnida; Ixodida; Ixodidae
Product: acetylcholinesterase-like
Exons: 2
Coding region: 1-1221 (406 amino acids)
Biological process (GO): acetylcholine catabolic process; choline metabolic process
Cellular component (GO): plasma membrane
Molecular function (GO): acetylcholinesterase activity
Source: RefSeq, a predicted model, not a curated record